AUGAAAGCAAUGAAGGGGAGGUUCCUAAAGAAACUGAAUAUCGUCUCAACACUCAAGAGAGGCCUAGCUCUCCAGCAUCUUGACCCUGGUGACAAAAUCCCGACUCAGGAUGAUCACAGCCCGCUAUAUGGCAUCCCUGACCUGCUGAACGGCGUCAAAGGCAUCAAGGAUGGACAGGAGGACGACUGCUCGUCCAUGGAGUCGGUGCACGAUGACUUUGAGGAUGCAAACUCAUCAGCCCCUGAGAGCGUGGAGUUCCCACUUUCAGGAGGAGAAGCUUCAACUGAUUCUGAGACUUGCAGCCCCAGAGAAGACUGGACUCCCGAGACAGGGACGUUCCUGCAGACCGAGGAGAGUUGCCCUCCAGGAGGGGGUGGUGCUGGCUCAGUCAUAUUCUACUCCACGAGCCUGAGAGGAAUCCGUAAGACGUUCGAGGACUGCAGCAGAGUUCGCUUCCUGCUCAGAAGCUUCAGGGUGAGGUUCGAGGAGAGGGACGUGUCAAUGCACCGAGAGUACAGGGAGGAGCUGUGGCAGGUCUCUGGCGGGGAGAGAGCAGUUCCGCCGAAGCUCUUCGUAAGGGGAAGACUCAUUGGAGGAGCGGAUGAGGUUGUCGGACUGCACGAGCGGGGGGAGCUGAGGGACAUUCUGCAUGGGAUCCCUCUCAAUCCCUCCAGGGGCCCUUGUGUGCAGUGCGGAGAUUUCUGGUUUGUGAUAUGCUCGAAUUGCAGCGGAAGUUGCAGGAUCGUUGCAGACACCGAGAAGAGGAUCAAGUGCCCUGAGUGCAACGAGAACGGUCUCGUGAGAUGCCCCAUCUGCUGA
Messenger RNA from Punica granatum (pomegranate), 819 nucleotides. The record is from RefSeq and is a predicted model, not a curated record. NCBI's taxonomy places the organism in Eukaryota, Viridiplantae, Streptophyta, Magnoliopsida, Myrtales, Lythraceae.